AUGGUCGGCACCUUUACAAUCGUUGUGCUUGGUUCUCCCGGAGUGGGUACAGCCAUCAUCCGACAAUUUCUUUACAACGAUUUCAGCCAAGUGUACACCCCAACCACAAGCAGGUACGUUCACAGACCUUCGGUCAUCCUGGAUGAUACCAUGUACGACUUGAAGAUCGUUGAUGUACCGCACAUCCCAACAUUUCCAAUGACCGGCGCUCAGGAGUGGUCUGACUCGAGAUGCAGAGGUAUUAGAAAUGCAAACGCAUACGUCCUCGUGUACGACAUCUGCUGCUUCGAUAGUUUCGAGUAUGUGAAAAUGAUUCGGCAGCAGAUAGCAGAAGUCAGGGUGCCAAGCACAAAGCAAGUACCAAUUAUCGUUGUUGGAAAUAAGAGGGAUCUACAAAAGCAACGAUUCACUCCACGGAGGAGUACAAGUGUCCUGGUGAAGAAGAUGUGGAAAUGUGGCUACAUUGAGUGUUCUGCUAGAUACAACUGGCAUAUUUUACUUCUGUUUAAAGAACUCCUGAGCAGCAGUGUGGGCCGAAGCUGUAAACAUGGCCACCCAUCUAUUUGCAUCCAAGGGGCACUGCAAAGAAACAGAUGCAAUGUCAUGUAGCACUGCUCAGAUUUCCCAUUUGUUAUGUUGAAUCAGCAUGUGCGUUCUCUAGUUUUCCUGAAA
Messenger RNA from Pristis pectinata (smalltooth sawfish), 672 nucleotides. RefSeq names its product RAS-like, family 10, member A (gene rasl10a). The record is from RefSeq and is a predicted model, not a curated record. Gene Ontology annotation, molecular function: GTP binding; GTPase activity. Lineage: Eukaryota; Metazoa; Chordata; Chondrichthyes; Rhinopristiformes; Pristidae.